GGCCUAAUUUUAGCCAUGUCAGUUAUGGGAGGCACUGUGAUUACAACAUUUUCCGGACCAGUGUCAGAUCGGCUUGGACGGCGUCCUAUGCUGAUAGUCUCAUCGGUUGUGUAUUUUAUCUGUGGUUUGAUAAUGUUGUGGGCACCCAGUGUCCACGUUCUUCUUUUGGGAAGGCUAUUAGCUGGCUUCGGAAUCGGCCUAGCUGUUACUCUUGUUCCAGUUUACAUAUCUGAGACAGCUCCAACCGAAAUUAGGGGGCAAUUGAAUACCCUUCCUCAGGUCACUGGUUCUGGUGGAAUGUUCUUGUCUUACUGCAUGCUGUUUGGAAUGUCGCUCAUGGACUCACCAAGCUGGAGAUUGAUGCUUGGUAUUCUUUGUAUUCCAUCCCUUAUUUUUUUCGCUUUAACAGUUUUUUACCUGCCUGAAUCUCCACGGUGGCUUGUUAGUAAAGGGCGGAUGAUUGAGGCUGAACAGGUUUUGCAAAGACUACGCGGCAGGGAGGAUGUCACAGGUGAGUUAGCUCUGCUGGUUCAAGGCCUUGGCGUUGGGGCUGAAGCAUCUAUAGAAGAGUACAUAAUUGAUAGCCAGGAAACAGCUGCAGGGAAAGAUGAGAUAAGGUUAUAUGGUCCUGGGGAGGGUCUCUCCUGGGUUGCCAAGCCUCCUGGCAUGGAGUCCCGUCAUGAAAGCAUUCCUCAUGUGGAUCCUCUUGUGACUCUCUUUGGUAGUGUCCAUGAGACGAGAAGCAUGCGCAGCCUGAUUUUUUCAAACAUGGGCAGCACUUCCAACGUCGUAGGAGAGCAUGAUGGUAAAAAUGAAGAACAAUGGGAUGUGGAGAGCCAAAGGGAUGGUGAUCAGAUUCAGGGCUACACAUCUGAUGCGAAUUCUGAUGACAAUUUAACUAGCCCAUUGCUCUCACGUCAAACGACAGAUAUGGAUAAGGACAUGGCUGCUGCAGCAGCAUCUCAUGGCAGCUAUUUAAGCACCGAUGCUGGUGAAGCAGUCAGUCAUGCAGAUAUUGGUGGCGGUUGGCAACUGGUGUGGAAAUGGUCUGAGAAAGUGGGUGAAGAUGGGAAAAAGGAAGGAGGAUUUCAAAGAAUUUAUUUGCACCAGGAGGCUGCCACUGGGUCUCGGCAUGUCUCACUUCCUGGUGGUGCGAUGGCUGAAGAAGGUGAAUUUUUUCAGGCUGCUGCUUUGGUUAGCCAGCCAGCUCUUUCUUCCAUGGCUUUAGUUAGUCGGCAUUCAAUUGGACCAGCAAUGGAUCACGCACCGGAAACUGUUGCUAAAGGGACAAGUAAUUGGAGUAAUCUUCUAGAACCAGGAAUUAAGCGUGCAUUGUUUGUUGGGGUAGGACUUCAAAUGCUUCAGCAGAUUUCUGGCAUAAAUGGGCUUCUCUACUAUGGUCCUCAGAUUCUUGAGCAAGCAGGUGUUGCAGUUCUUUUAUCAAAUAUGGGCAUCGGUUCCGCCUCUUCAUCUCUCCUGAUAAGUUGUCUCACAACAUUCUUGAUGCUUCCUUGCAUAACUCUUGCCAUGAGGCUAAUGGAUAUCACUGGCAGAAGGUCGCUGCUGCUGUACACAAUACCAAUCCUAAUAGUGUCACUCAUUGCAAUAGUGUUUAGCAGCGUUGUCAACAUGGGCUCUGUGGUAAAUGCAACAAUCUCCACCAUUGGUGUGGUGGUCUACACCUCCGUCUUCGUCAUGGCCUUUGGUGUAAUUCCCAACAUCCUUUGCUCAGAGUUCUUCCCAACUCGUGUUCGUGGCCUUUGCAUUGCUAUCUGCUCUCUGACGUAUUGGAUUGGAAACAUCAUGGUUACCUACUCUACUCCUCUUAUGCUCAACUCCAUUGGCCUCGCUGGUGUCUUCAGUAUCUACGUUAUUGGAUGCAUCAUUUCAUGGAUAUUUGUCUACUCGAAGGUUCCUGAAACCAAGGGCAUGCCUCUAGAAGUCAUUUGUGAGUUCUUUGCUGCGGGUGCCAAGCAGCCUGCUGAUGCUAAUUAA
Alnus glutinosa is the source of this 1995-nucleotide messenger RNA. RefSeq names its product monosaccharide-sensing protein 2-like. The coding region runs from base 16 to 1995 and encodes 659 amino acids. Gene Ontology annotation, biological process: transmembrane transport. Gene Ontology annotation, molecular function: myo-inositol:proton symporter activity. Gene Ontology annotation, cellular component: membrane. The transcript has 3 exons. The record is from RefSeq and is a predicted model, not a curated record. Lineage: Eukaryota; Viridiplantae; Streptophyta; Magnoliopsida; Fagales; Betulaceae.